Molecule: messenger RNA, 1611 nt
Organism: Geosmithia morbida
Lineage: Eukaryota; Fungi; Ascomycota; Sordariomycetes; Hypocreales; Bionectriaceae
Product: glutamate decarboxylase
Exons: 5
Coding region: 1-1611 (536 amino acids)
Biological process (GO): L-glutamate catabolic process
Cellular component (GO): cytosol
Molecular function (GO): pyridoxal phosphate binding; glutamate decarboxylase activity
Source: RefSeq, a predicted model, not a curated record
AUGGUACACCUGAGCAGCGUCACCCAACGGCCGAAGGAGGAUGAGGCAUCAUCCUCCUCUUCUUCUACGUCGACCAUCAGCGAGGCACGCAAGAUCGCCAAGAAGAAGUUCCAUCUCAGCCUAUCCCAGUACACCGAUGAUUUCACCACGAGUGUCUACGGCUCCCGGUUCGCCGAGAAGACUCUCCCUAGCCACCAUAUGCCCGAGCUGGAGAUGCCCAAGGAUGUUGCCUACCGCUUGAUCAAGGACGAGCUCAGUAUGGACGGCAACCCCAAGCUCAACCUCGCUUCAUUCGUCACGACUUACAUGGAAGAUGAGGCCGAGAAGCUCAUGCAGGAAGCCCUCCCCAAAAACUUCAUCGACUACGAGGAGUACCCCCAGUGCGCCGAGAUCCAGAACCGCUGCGUCAACAUGAUUGGCGACCUCUUCCACGCCCCCACCGGAGACGCCAUCGGCACCUCGUGCGUCGGCUCCUCCGAGGCCAUCAUGCUUGCUGUGCUGGCCAUGAAGAGGCGUUGGAGGCUCCGCCGUGAGUCUGAAGGCAAGCCCUUUGAUAAGCCCAACAUCGUCAUGUCCUCGGCCGUCCAGGUCUGCUGGGAAAAGGCUGCGCGCUACUUUGAAGUCGACAUGUACCUUGUCUACUGCACCCGCGAGAGGUUCGUCAUCGACCCGGAGGAGACGGUGAAUAUGUGUGACGAGAACACCAUUGGCAUCUGUGCCAUUCUCGGCACCACGUACACGGGAGAGUACGAAGACGUCAAGGCCGUCAAUGACCUUCUCAUGGAGAAGAACAAGGAUAUUCCCAUCCACGUCGACGCUGCCAGCGGCGGCUUCGUCGCGCCUUUCGUCUCCCCCGACCUAGUCUGGGAUUUUCAGCUGCCAAAGGUCGUGUCCAUCAACACGUCUGGCCACAAGUACGGCCUCGUAUACCCCGGUAUCGGCUGGGUUAUCUGGCGUUCAUCCGAGUAUCUUCCCAAGGACCUCGUCUUCAACAUCAACUACCUUGGCGCCGACCAGUCAUCCUUCACCCUCAACUUCUCCAAGGGCGCAUCCCACGUCGUGGCCCAGUACUACCAGCUCAUCCGCCUCGGCCGUCACGGCUACCGCGCCAUCAUGAGCAACGUGACACGCACCGCCGACUACCUGGGCGAGGAGCUUGAGAAGCUAGGCUUCGUCAUCAUGUCGCAGCCCUCGGGCGGUGGCCUCCCUCUUGUUUCGUUCCGCUUCCCCGACGUGCCCGAGGGCGAGGAUGCAGGCGACCGUCACUACGAUGAGUUUUCGCUCGCCCGUAGUCUGCGCUCCAGGGGCUGGGUCGUCCCCGCCUACACCAUGGCCCCCAAGACGGAUGAACUCAAGAUGCUGCGCGUUGUCGUCCGCGAGGACUUUUCCCGUAGCAAGUGCGACAUUCUUCUGGCCGACAUCAAGCUGUGCCAGGAGCAACUUGUCUCGCUAAACCGCGACGCCCUCAAGGCCCAGGACGACUUUAUCAAGAAGCACAUCUCGGCCCAUGGCCGCCUGGCCUCGUUUAACAAGCACCACUCCCACCACACAUACAAGGAUGAGAAACACUCGCUCCAGGGCAAGACGGGCAAGACGCACGGAAUAUGCUAG